Molecule: messenger RNA, 3679 nt
Organism: Onychostoma macrolepis
Lineage: Eukaryota; Metazoa; Chordata; Actinopteri; Cypriniformes; Cyprinidae
Exons: 6
Coding region: 1084-2736 (550 amino acids)
Source: RefSeq, a predicted model, not a curated record
UCUGAUAAAUGACAGAGCAAUUCAUCACAUCAAAUAUACUCUUUAAUGUUAUAUUUCAAAAUUACAAAUAUACAAAAAUUACUAAAAUAUAACUAAUUGCUCAAGUACACACUCCAGCUUAUGAAAUGUGUUUUGUGUUGUAAGUGUUUGUUGCACAUUUUGAUGCCUUGAUAACAGGGGUAGGGGGCUCCCACUUGAAGCACUGUCUCGAUGCCAGACAUUUUCACUGUCAUAAUGGAUGACAGUGUUCCGUCCAGAGCAAACCUGUUUCUAGUUUUGGUUUUGUUCAAACCUAUCUCCAAACCUAUCUCCAUCACGCGAUGUUGUUGGUUACCUAGUAACGAACGUAAGGUGGCCGAGAAUGUUCCGUCAACUUGCGCGUGUUCGCGGCUUCGCGCAUCUAUGUUGCCUAUACGCGCUGGCAGCAGGAAACUUCACUUUGUGUGCCUGCGCCUCGUACACAACGUUACAUAUAAAGCUUGCAGGACAGCUUGGUUGGCAUUGCCUUCUCAGCGUGAGAAAUACACGGUGUGGCGUACAGCGUGUGAACUGGUUGAACUGCGUGUGUCUCAAUGCGUGAGACUUGAGAGGCUAUAAAUAAUCUUUCUUAAAGAUAAAAAAUAUGUAAUUUUAACUGACAUUAUAAUUGAUGAAAUACGAUUAAAUGAACGACAAAUCAGCAGAAGCUCUUGUGAGAAAAUAUUAUUUUGAUAAUUAACUUUUUCAGCCCCCUGCAUUCAUGAAAAAAUUGUCCCAUUUUUUUUCUUCAGCUUACUUAUUUAUUUGAGAUAAGAUCUCUAUUUUGUUUAUAACAAAAUAUUUACUGCAUUUGAAGUUGUCUUUGAAAAUAAAAUAAAAAUCAAACUGACUCGGCCCUUUAAAUUUAAACGUAGCCGUAAAGCGCGAAAAAGGCGCUCGAAAGCAAAAGGUCAGAGCAUUGUCAGCUGGAGGGAGGACGAAUACUGCAAACAAUCAAGAAAACUGCUGGUGGGAAUAAAAUAGCCUACGGUUUAGAGUUCACUGUCCCCAUUAAGCGCACCUGGUUACUGUACUUCAUGUAAUUGUAGGUGUAAUUACUGUGUCAUGGAGAGAGAAAAGUGGAAUAUCACUCGCAGCAAUUUAAGGAAAAGGGCUGUUAAAAGAGUCACCCAGUUUAUGAAAUCUUUGAAUGAUGAGGAUAUGGAUUGUACUAAUGAAGAGCAUAGUGUUGAAAAUGAAGUAGUUACUUCAAGCUUUGUUUUGCCACCAAUCUGUAGAUCAGAAAGUGAUGGGGAAAGUGAAUCAGCAAGUGACGAGGAUAGCCUUGAUAUUACUAAAGGUUUAGCGGGAUGUUUGAGAGACUGGGCAACACAUUUUCGCAUUUCAUUGAUUGCUUUGUCUGCCCUUUUGUCGAUACUGAAAGUCCAUCACCCAUCUUUGCCAAAAGAUGCAAGAACAUUACUCAAAACACAGACUCAACAUAGUGUUGUUUCCUUGGCGAGUGGAUCAUUCCAUUACUUUGGUAUACAGAAAAUGUUCAGCCACAUAUUUCAGAAGCUUACAUCAGUUGUCCGGAAUCAUCACAGCUUCAAAUUGCAAUUAAACAUGGAUGGUCUUCCAAUUUUUAAAAGUUCAGGUGUACAGUUCUGGCCAAUUUUAGGAAUGCUCCAGGCUUACAGUAGAAAACCUGUGCUGAUUGCUCUUUACUGUGGGAAAUCGAAGCCUCAGUCCUUGUCAGAAUAUCUGAAGGAUCUGGUCUGUGAGUUGAAAUCCUUGAGCACUGGUUUUGUUGUUAAUGGAAAGACCUUCUUCUUGACUGUGUGCUCGGUAAUCUGUGAUGCUCCUGCGAGGGCUUUUAUUAAGGGUAUUAAGUCACACAAUGGAUACAGUGGCUGUGAUAAAUGUGUACAGUCUGGCAUUUACAUUAAUAAUCGCAUGACAUUCCCAGAACUUAAUUCUAGGGUAAGAACCGAUGUUUCUUUUUCAAAUGCAGAGGAUGAAGACCACCAUGUACAACAUUCCCCAUUUUGUGAAACAUCUGUUCCCAUGGUUAGUGGAUUUCCACAUGACUAUAUGCAUUUAGUGUGCUUAGGCGUGGUGCGUCGUCUGCUUGAUUUGUGGAUGGGAACUCGCGGCAAGUUGAGUUACCGUAUUUCAUCCAGGCAAGUGUCUAUCAUUUCUGGCAAACUGCUUGCUCUCAAGAGUUACAUACCCUCUGAAUUUGCUAGAAGACCAAGGGCACUUGAUGAAAGGUUACGAUGGAAAGCAACAGAACUUAGGCAGUUCUUACUUUACACUGGUCCAGUAGUUUUGAGGGAUGUGCUGACUACUGAGGUUUACCAAAAUUUUAUGUUGUUGUCUGUGGGCAUAUAUAUCUUGGCAAGUCCAACAUAUUGUUUGCUGUUAAAUGACUUUGCAAACACACUACUUAGAUCAUUUGUUAAGCAUUUUGGGGAACUCUAUGGUCAUUGUUUUUUAGUGUACAACAUACAUGGUCUGACUCAUCUCAGUGAUGAUGUGAAGGUGCAUGGCCACUUAGAUUUAAUUUCAGGGUUUCCUUUUGAAAACUACUUAAAAAAAAUUAAAGGAAUGGUUAGAAAACCUAGCUCACCACUGCAGCAAGUUAUACGCAGAAUUUCAGAACUUGAUUCAACAAGUUUAAAUGAUGAGGAAACCCGGAAAGCUCACAAAAAUGAAAAUGCUGCACUCAGAUGGACCUGUUCCAGAAGGAUUCACAGGAGCGGUCUCCCAAUUUAAGGAACUGUCGAUAGAUGAGGUUGUCAUCAACACAUCAGAGAGGGACAGAUGUAUAAAGAUGAACAAUAAGAUACUAUUGGUUCAGAAUAUAAUUGUCUUUGAAGGUGAGGAAUAUAUUGUCUGCAAAGAAUAUAGACACAUUGCAAAGUUCUUUGAUUAUCCCAUUGAGUCCACAGAUUUGGGAAUUUGUUUUGUGUCAGAUCUGUCACCAAAGCUGAUGUGCUUAACAUUAGAUACCAAUAUGCAGAAGUGCGUCCGGUUGCCUUUGGAGGUUGGAUUUGUUGUCAUUCCACUUCUUCAUGCAGACCCAUCCUAAAUGUCAUUCAUAGCGUGGUGUUUUGGUAGUCUUUAAAUCUGAAUUUUAGAUAGUCCAAUCUUUUUCAAAUUGAAUUAAUUUAUGUGCAGAUUGGCAUUUAGACAGCAGUGACAGAGUCCAGCCUGCCUUGGGUUAUUUCAGUAGGUCAUGUUUUACAUUGUAGAGUUUCUAGAAACCCAAGAAGUUGAAGUGGUACCAGCACUUUGGGUUGAAAAGGAAAUAUGUCAAUGGCCAGCUCAAUACAGACGUGAUGAAUUAGUAAAGGCCAUACGAAGUGAGGAGCAACCUGGACACACGUGGGACGCAUAUUGUGUUCGAAUUUUAUAUAAAGCUGCAACCUACAAAGCUGCUCGUCUAAAACUUCCUCAAGCGGAAACACAAACUGACCUUCAAACAGCAGAGGAAGAAGAUGUGGAUGACAUUCCAAAGAAAAAGCGAAAAAGGCUACCAAACAUUCACUUUGAGAGCGACGACGAAGAUUUGGUCAAACAAAAAGGAUUGUUGCCUCCAGCCCCAAAGAUAACAGGACCAAACUUUGCAAUUGAGUCUGCAAUAAAGAGAAGGGUUCAAAAGCUUGAAACCCCAAAGCAUAUGACAAGUCCUGAGCCCAGACACUCUGUGACAAGU